Porites evermanni is the source of this 9432-nucleotide messenger RNA. The record is from the annotation of a GenBank genome assembly. Lineage: Eukaryota; Metazoa; Cnidaria; Anthozoa; Scleractinia; Poritidae.
AUGAAGAGCGAAAUUUUCAAAGAAAUCGCAAUUCCCCUUUUGUUUUUAUUCACGCUCUUUGCCGGUCUUCUUCCGAUAAAAAUUGGAGGAUCACAAAGGAAAACCGGCACAAAGUUAAUGAGCUUAUUCCAUUGCUUCGCCGGAGGGAUUUUCUUCGCAACGUCCCUGCUCGACAUGUUCCCAAUGAUCAGAGAAGAAUAUCAAGAAGCUUUUGAACUGGCUGGCAUUCACACCGAUUUUCCUGUGGCAGAGUUCACAACAUGCUUUGGCUUUCUUUUGAUCUUAACAAUAGAGAUGAUUGUUCACAAGUUCCAUUCUGGAGGCAUUGAUCUGCACAUGUCACACCAUCGCGAACGACAACCCCUAUUGCAUCCUUCGGGGCGUGAACCUUCAAGGGAAACACCGGAUCAUGCUGUCACAGUCUAUAUUUUGAUCUUUGCGUUAUCAUUGCAUUCCCUUCUGGAAGGAAUUGCAAUCGGAUUGAUUGGAGACUUCGAUCAGUUGGUUCAAAUAGCAGGAGCCGUAACGGUCCACAAAACAAUUAUGGCAUUUUCACUUGGUAUCAUUUUGAAAGAAAACAACAUGGAGGCAAAGACGAUAGCAAAAUCAUCCGUUCUCUUCUCCGUCACUGGCCCAGCUGGCAUAGGGAUUGGCAUGGCUGUCUUUCACAUCUCAGCCAAUCUCCCCGGGAAGCUUUCUACAGCGAUUCUGCAAGGGAUGGCGAAUGGUACAUUUUUGUUUGUCACGUUUUUUGAAAUAUUUCAGCGAGAGCUUGCCGGAAAUAAGGAUCAGCUUUUUAAGGUACUGGCCAUAAUCUUCGGCUGUUCAGUUGUAACGAUCUUGGUUAAUUUCGGAUGAAACGAUAUAAUCUAGCUAAUAAUAAGCGUGCCCAUUAGAUUCCCCUUUCCCACUUCUCGUGAUACUUUUUUCUCUCAGACUGUGAACGCCCCAUAACCAAGGCCGGAUGAGGAGAUUCACACAAUACAAUUGAGCAAAUGCCCACAAGUGAGCAAAGCAAAAUACUUUUUUUUUAAAGAAGCUAAAUAUCGCAGAUCCAUGCUGUACAUGAACAAAUGAAUGAAAAAAUAUGACUCGAUAAUAGGGACACUGAGCGGACUAUAGACAGUGCCCGGCCUGUAUCAUGGGGUAUAGUGUAGUAUAGUAUAUCUUUAUUGCGCCUUACUCUCCAAAGGGAGGUAUUGGCCUAGUUAUUAUAAAGAUUUUAUAUUCGCUACUACAACAAAUUAUGUAAAACAUGAACAGAAACAACAAAAUUACAAUGGUCAGUGUAAAACACAGACUGCAGACUAUUGUUUUCACCAUGCAAAUGAGAACGUGACAACAAUAGUGCCAUUGUUUUCUAACCCUAAAAACAAUAGUCUGCAGUCAGUGCGCAGUCUGCAUUCUACACUGCCUCAUUACACAAUUGGUGGUUUUCACUGUCACGCCAUCAAAACCUUGGAAUGUCUGAAGCCAAGACUUUCAGAUAGUAUAGAAUAUCGAUAAAUUAACAACCUGGCCAAGUCUCACGUCUGUGCAGUUUUCCGCUGCUGAGUUGUUCUUCAAAAUGUGUAACAGAAAUUUAUAGCUCUCAUUAUGGAGACGCCAUAUUUGUACUCCUCCUUUACCACAAAUAUGGCGGCCGGAAAUAAUGUAAACACGCCACAAAUUUGAUUAGUUGUUCAAUGCAAACAGGCAAAUUAUUCCCCUCAACACAUUUUGUAAUACUUUCACCAUUCAAAGGGCAUUAUAUCAUGCGAUAAAAUUAUUUUUUAGCAUAUGAGAUAGCCUGCGUAGCUAGCCUCCCACGCAGACGUUCUUAGGGGUUCGUCACGCGUUCCUGUUAGUGGGGCAGGAACGCGUGACGAACCCCUUAAAAAACUAUUAAGAUUAUAAAUUUAUUUCUAAUUAACUAGAUUAUUGGCUCAAAACUUGUUUUCUUUUUUGAAACAUUAGAUGGAAAUAUUUGGCAAUCUUAGUAAAUAUCAAGUUCUAUCAUGAUCUGUUAAGUUGACCAAGUUUGUAUCAAAGUUUGUAUUAUUUUCUGAAAUAUGUAAAUAAAGUUUCUGUCUAAGAUUAUCGUAUUCCAUAUAAUGCUUUAAGAAGUGUUUUUCGUUUUCUAUGUAGUUUCUUUUGCAAACUAAACAAAGCUUUUCCUCUACUGGUGUGGAUGCCCCUUUCUUUUCAUAUUUCCCUGUUUGUAUGCGUAAAGAAUGAACUCCUAAUCGCAGUUUAGUCAUACUGAUUUUAUGAUCUGGAUUUCUAACUGUCUUACGAUAUUCUUCUAAAUGGUAAUCUUUUUUUAAUUUCCUUGUUUGUAUAUUUUUCUCUCUAGCUAUCUGAUAUGUACGUUGCUUCGAGCUUUUAACCAAUCUUGAAAUUUUUUUUUUUUGUAACUGUUGUUUAUAUAUUAUUAUUAUUAUAUAAACACCAAUAAAACACCAGGUGAGCUUUCGCGGGAAAACUUGAUAUCUUCAGAAAAUAUCACCGUUGCUAUGGCUUCAUAAUAAAUCGCGCCUUUCACACCAAAAAACUAUUAAAGUGAAAUGGUUUUGUAUGUCAUUGGUGUUUAUAUAAUAAAUAGAACAUUACAUGGCCGCUUGGAGAUACGAAAUUUCUCUUCGAGUGUUAAAAAAAUAUUUGUUCAACACUCGAAGAGAAAUUUCGUAUCUCCGCGCGGCCAUGUAAUAUCCUCUAUUUAAUUAAUGCUAGAAUUAAUGUUCUUAACAGUCUUAACACGUUGCUGAUUUAUUACCUCGGUUUUGUGGUGUAUUUGUAUUGUUUCACCACUGUAAUAAAGCAAAAACCUGGCGCGCGGCUGUAGUUUCUUGCAUAAACAAAAGCUUCAUUUAAGAGAGGGUUGUCCGAUUUUUGCGCUAAUCUUUGUCUGCAAAAUAAAAGGAAAGCCCUUAUGUCUAUAGAUAGAGGGUAUCGGCCAAGUUCUGCUCUACAGGCUGCGUCUUCUGUGUACCAUACAUCUCCACUCUCUAACCCGUGGUGGGCGAGGGUGAGGGAGUGGAGACGUGUGACAUUUCAGACUGAACGUGGAUCGUGACUAUCGUGCGGCCGACACCAAAGCAUCCUUCCGCACGCAAGAGAAAAACCUCUCUACGAUCGUGUCAACAUCAAACAUGAAUACGUAGCACACGAAUAAUUUACUGGAACAAAAUAUUAGGCAUCAACAAACUAAAUGUUGCCCUCAGCUUACAAAUUGCCUGAUUUAUAUAUUCCAUGGACUAAGGCCCGAGUCAAAACGUGGAACUUAGCCUAGCCUGUGUGGCAGGCCGCAUUCGAAAGGUAAGGCGUGAAGGGAAUUUGGGCUCGAGACCAUGCGCCCAUCGCACUUAUCUCGCUCUAAAGUCCCCUUUCGCUUCCCUUUCAAACGCCGGCCACGAAGGCAAAACUCAGCCAGACAAAUGUGAUGAACCCGAGGGUGGUCGCGUGUUAAAUACAACGUUACUUCUCUCUAGGCCCUCUCUUGUUUCAGAAGAACUCGUUAGAUUCGCUCAUUUCUGUCCACUAGAAAUAAUGUUCACUGUCACUACUUUCUAGUAUGCGAAGGGUCCCCGAUUUGAUGCAAUUACGCGCGCAUGUGGUCCGACAGGAAAUUUUUCAGCAAGCGCGCAUGGUUUGUGUACUGCCAGCAGCCAUUCGAUCGAAUUCGAAAAUUUAAAACUCAAAAGUCUGAAAAUUUACUGGUCAAAGGUGUUUAGUCAGCUUAAUUACAACUGUAGCUACCUACAAAUUGUAAGUGCAGCACUAGAUCGAACGCAAGCAAAUAAUUUAAUGUGUUCACCAUAUUUCUAGUGAUACAUUGUUGCAAACCUUUUGUUGUCGUGGUUACCGUUGACUAUGUUGUGAGUAAGUCUAGCCUGCUUAGCAGGCGCUUGGAAGUAGUGGGUGGAAGAGAGAACAGGCGCGCGCGAGGGAGACACGCGAGGUGUUUUCUUGUGCCCACUACCUUCAAGCGCCUUCACUCAGGCUAGAGUAAGUCCUUAAGUCCGUAAACUUGCACAUGAAGCCCACUAUCCUGGUCGGGUUGACGUUGCGGCCGCACUUUAAAAAGCGGUUUAAAAAAAAUAUUUUGACGAUGCAUUUCGACGGCAGAAAUAUUUUUCAAAGAAAAUGGAAGCGAUUUGGACCAACAGCUUUAAAAUAAGAGGAAAAUCGUUGUAUAAAAAUAUAAUUUUAUGAUGCGUCUGCGAUCGUGCUUCUGCCCGACAGUGAUCGUGUACCUGACGACCGUGCAGUACGGGGUUCGAGCCCUAGUAAUGAAUUUUUUUUUUCCUUUUUUAUUCGCCCUCUUUUUUCUUGGCUUUUUGUUUUUCCUUAAAUUCCUAAUUUAAUUUCCUGCAGCACGAUUAGGGGCGUUACCAAAUUUAAGACGCACAGGAAGUGGUUCAGAUUAGUACGAGGGUUAACUUCGUUACUGGGACUUUUCGCAAAGAUCACACAAUCAUGUUGAGUGGUGUGGUGGUGAGGUGAAGUCGCGUGGGGCUGAUGGUGCUAGGUUCGAAUCCUGUCAAGUACCUUUUCUUUUUUCCUUUUUUUUUUUUUUUUUUUUUUCCGCGAUUGUUCUUGUUUUUCUUUCGUCUUUUGUGCUUUUUUUUAUUUUCAACCCCGCCUGCGCCGUGUUUUGGUCUUUCCUUCCUCCCCCUGUGGGUUUUUGUUUUUUUGUUUUUUUUUUGUCAUGUUCCUUUUUUUUUUUUUUUUUUUUUUUUUUUUUUUUUUCGUUUUUGGUUUAUACAUUCCUUUUUUUACUGCAAUAUAUGCUACAAAACUAAAACAGUAGCCACAUGAAGUCACAGACCGCCUUUUAUUUGCAAAUUACUGGAAUCAAUGCAAAAGCCGGGGCAGCUAUAGUUGACACUGCAGCUGCCCUCGUCAAUAGAGAGGAGAAUAAGAUCGAUGAAGUUUGAAACAGUGCAAAUUUACUUUUUUUUUGGUAAAUUUUUGUUUUGUUGUCAUCCCAAAAUUUUGCUACCAUGACAACGUGACGUAACGACUUCUCCUCUCUAUUGUAUGCCUGGUCGUUGUGUAGCUCUUUGAAAUAUACCGAUUCGUAAUAAAGAUUUUCACACAUAUUAUAUACAAUAGGUGAGAUAAAAACUGGAAAUACAAGGCUCCAUGCACUAAUUCAGUUCGAUUUACAAAGCUUUGAUCAAAACAUUCUCGGUUUCGAGAACAUUUAGUACAGUGAAACCUCUAUUAAGCGGACCCCCAAUUAAGCGGACACCCUCGGACACUAAGCCGGGUCAUGGUAGUAUUGGAUUACGUCUUUGAAAUACGUACUAUGGUCGAUUAAUAAAGAUAAAUCAAUACAUUUAGCUGUCAAAAGUUCACCUAAAAGUCUCGCACAAAAGCACAGCUUCCUUAGCGCGCUUCCUUAAUUAACAACGUGGAACUUUAUCACCGUACAGAGUAACCGUUGAGUGAAAUCUUUAACAAACAUUGCGCAAUUUUUACAAACCUCUAUUAAGCGGAGACUUAGGAAGAUCCCAAAGGUGUCCGCUUAAUAGGUGUCCGCUAGAAGUGUGGCCAAAAUUACCCAUAAUAACUUGCGGCCAGGGUGAAAUACUGCCAAGAAAUCGCGCAUUUAAAAUUACUUAAACAAUUGGCCAUUACGCUAUGAUAUUACGUGAGGGUGGGUUAGCUUUGGACAAACAAAGGCUGCGUACCAAGAAACUUGUACAGUAUAUUGAGACGAAAAUAUAUAACUUUCCGUACUAUUACAGCAAUACUUUUCCAGACUUUAGAAGUAAUUCAUUACUUACUUACGAAGUCUGGAAUAGUAUUACUGUAAUAAUUAAAAUACUGCUCCUAAACGUUGAGCUGUUAAGAGAGGAUUUAUUCAGUGUUAUUGAGCUAUUUUUGCUUUCGCUGAUAAACAUAAAGAAGCUAAAGUAUAAAUUAUUAAUUAAGUCUUAACUUCUCUCUAAGCCGAUAACAACCUGUUGAUAUUUAUUAAGUGUAAACAUGUUUGUUAAGUCAAAAGUGUAACUAGCCUUCAAACCGUUACACUCCUGUGUAACUUUUGGAAGUAAUUAAUGUUCCGGAACAAGAUUUUUGUUGGUUAAGUUUUGACUGUGAUCACGUCAGUAGUCUUGGAAUUGGAGCUUGCCCAGUCCCUAGGCCUCAUCAUUCCGCGCGGCUAAUGCGUCUCGGGUCACCCGGUAUUCACCUUAGAUACGUUACCGAAGUGAAGUGAGAAGGCUUGGGAAAACAUGGCGGAGCCAAGUGUCUGUAUACACGAAUUACUGUCAAACUCGCAGCCAGCGAGUGCUCCCUCAGGAUGAAGGCCUUUGCAACAGAAAUUUAUAGUAAUGCUUUCCUCCUUUGUUCAGUUUCAAUAGUGUGAAAGCAAAACCGGUUUCCCCUCUGGUGGCACUUAAAUUAAAAACUUGUUUUCACGGAGCACUCUGGGAGCGGAUUAUUCUUUCCAUGAGAGACAAUAAGAAUAGUGUAACUUUCCAUAACUUACUUGAGACGUUCAGUUGCGGGACCUACACUGUUGUACGUGACUUCAGCGCUUGGUCGACCUUGGGGAAGAAAAACCAGCUGGGCUUGUAACGCGUGUACUAAGAAGAGCAUCAGAUUCCAGGUCAGACCUUACGUAAGUCCAUCCCUUUGCAGGAACUAGUUUUGGUUUGUGCAACGUGUUUUAACAUGUUAGCCCUUCAAAAAGGGCUUUAAAGUCCUGGUGUUGUCAUAAGCAGACCACACUCCUCAAGAGCUAGAUUUUCAAACGGUUGCUUUCAACGCAUCAAGCCAUGACAGUAAAAUCUGUACCCAAGGUCAGACCAAAAUGAUAAAGGGCCAACGAACCGGGGCUUAAAAGGAGCAUAUCUCUGACUCUGUACAUAUCGUGGUUAGAGAGUGAAGAUUCCCAAUAGUUCUCCCCAUCGGCGGACACUAUCUACGUAAGCUGAAUCAGAAUGACGUACGGCAAUGCACGAUCUUCUUUGAACACUAGUGGCUUUGGCAACCCUUCAACACCAACUGAAACUAGCCGGACAUCUUGUUCCUUAACAGAGAGAAGUUUCAUCGCGUGUCAGAACGUCACUCUUAGGCUGAGAGAUCUGUUAUCUCUUCCUUUUCAGGGGGCACCCAACGACAAUUUUCGGGAAAAAUCUGUUCGGAAAACGAUUUUGAUCUAGAAUUUUCGGAACAUUUGUUGUAAAAUUUCUUGCUUGCCUGCCUCUCCUAGGAUUUUCGAACAUCUAAAAAAUGGUAAAAUUGCCCAUUUUCAACGGAUUUUUACCCUAAAAAGGUCACCCAGAAUUUUCGGGAGCCUUUUUUCUGGCUGAAAUUUUCGAACGGGUAAGUUUUGAUUCCUUAUAAUUUUCGGAUCACUAGACUUUCAGCUAGGAAAUCCGAACAGAUGAAAAAUUUAUAGGGGAUACAAAUACGCCCAUAUCCACCGUUUAAAUACUAAAACACGUUUAACAAUGCUAUGUUUAAGUGGUUUUGAACUAUAUUCACGUUGGCUACCCCUGCCUUUUGUGUUAUUGUUGUUUUUUCGGCGUUCAUUUUACAUCUGCUUGUUAUCUUUCUUUUUCUUUUCUUUUCAAUAAGAAGUUGUUAACAAGAGAUAACAGAUACUUGGAAAAAAAAGUGUACAGCCAUAGAUUUGUGCAACAUACGAUUCACAAUGCACGAUCUUUUAUCUUUUGGCCAGAUAUUCAUGUUUGCCUCCCCAAAAGAGCGGAAUUUAAUCGCGUGUCAGCACCGUUUCUACGUAGAUAUGUAAAUACUUCCUUUUGACUUUUUUCCUUUAUUGUAUCUUUGUUUGUUUGAUCUUUUGGUUCUUAUCAAUUCAGUUAUUUCAAUAUAAAGUUGUUUAGAAGAUUAAAAGGUGCGCAUGUAUGUGCGUGUUAAUUCCUCUUACAACUUUUUUCAUUGAGUAUUUGUUUCCUUAUUUUUCCGCUUAUCAUGAAGAGUAGAAACCUAUAGAUAGCUGACAUUUUUAAAAUCUUAGUUAUUCAAAACUGUCCGAUUUUUAAAAAUAAUACAACGAAAUUUUUGUUUUAUCAUAAGAAAUGUAUAAUUCUGCAGACCCUUGCUGCUGAAUCGCUAUCAAAACUGUCUACUGCCAUCAUCGCCCCUCUUAGAUCUUGCUACUGGGUAAGAAAGUCAGCGCUUAAAUUAGAGCCUGCAAACUAACACGAUUGCAAACUGCGGUAGCACUGAGUCAUUCACUCGUGACGUACUUUACGGAAACCUGAUUGGUUACUUUUCAUCUAAUUUGACAUUCAAGCAUUCCCCGGUGUUCCCGGUGACAGUGACACGGCAGUAUCAAAAGCAAACACAACGAGGUUUAUUUUCACAGUAAAUCACAAGACACACCGCUAGUUGAAGCUGGAAAGGUCUCGUUACUUUAACUUUACGAAGCUUUUAGGAGACAGCGUUUAAAAACAGGGAUUGUGAGUCAGUAUGGAGCACCAAAUCAUCAAAGCAAUCGCGAUCGCCAUUUUGUUUUCACUGACUCUCUUGGCCGGUCUUCUUCCGUUGAAAUUUCGGGGAUCGCAUACGGGGGCAAGGCAACGAUUCUUGAGCUGCUGUAACUGUUUCGCUGGAGGAGUUUUCUUUGCAACGUGCAUGUUAGACUUGCUACCGAUGAUCAGAGAGAAAUACCAGCAAGCUUUCAACUUGGCCGAUGUGCACACGGUUUUUCCUGUAGCAGAGUUUACUACCUGCAUUGGAUUCUUCCUAGUCUUGACCGUUGAGCAGAUCGUUCACACAUUACACGAUUCUCCACUGCUACUCGAUUCGCAUGGGAGCCAUGAUCAACGGCAACCACUUUUGGGCAAGGAUUUUAAAGAGCAAGAAGGGUUUCUGAUCAGGUCGAGCUCUUCAGCGGCGAGCAGCGCCCCCGUCCAAGGUCGUCGUGCUGGAGAAUCAAGUUUGAGAGUUUACAUUCUGAUUGUCGCUUUAUCACUGCACUCAGUUUUCGAAGGUAUUGCCCUUGGAUUGAUCACCGACGUGGAGCGUUUAGCGCAGAUAGCUGGAGCUAUCGUGAUCCACAAAUCGAUUAUUGCAUUUUCGCUAGGGGUGAGUCUAGUUCAACACGUGAUGCCGUCGAAAACCGUCGUCAAAUCUGCAAUUCUCUUUUCGAUCAUGGGACCUUUAGGUGUGGGCAUUGGUAUGGCUGUACUAAAUAACUCUUCACAGCUUUCAAGCAGUUUAUCGUCGGGGAUUUUGCAAGGGAUCGCUAAUGGAACAUUUCUGUUCGUGACUUUCUUUGAAAUCUUUCAGCGAGAGCUUGAAGCUCACGGCAAUCGACUUCUAAAAGUACUAUUCACGGUCAUGGGUUAUUCAGUGGUAACUGCUCUCUUGUAUUACGCAAAUGUUUUAGAGCAUAACAGCCCCAACAUAAAGCCUCAUGUAGAAACGGCUAUUAAUUCUACUGCAACACCGAGACAUUUCAUCUGA